Messenger RNA from Sciurus carolinensis (gray squirrel), 3037 nucleotides. RefSeq names its product heterogeneous nuclear ribonucleoprotein D like (gene Hnrnpdl). Bases 701 to 1963 code for a protein of 420 amino acids. The transcript is spliced from 8 exons. The record is from RefSeq and is a predicted model, not a curated record. Gene Ontology annotation, cellular component: nucleoplasm. Gene Ontology annotation, biological process: regulation of gene expression. Gene Ontology annotation, molecular function: poly(G) binding; poly(A) binding. Lineage: Eukaryota; Metazoa; Chordata; Mammalia; Rodentia; Sciuridae.
GGGAGAGGCCCGGGGCACGUGCAGACUGGAGCCCCGCGAGUGGCGCGCCGGGGAUGUGAGUGCCCCUUGCCCUCUACUGCACCCAGCCCCCACCCCGCCCACUGCCUCUGCUUUUGCAUAUCUACAGUGAUUUGACCAGACCCCACCCCUCCUCGCGUCCUCAGCUAGCGACUGAGGCGGUGCCAGAUCCCGGCUGCGGGCGGGGAGGCCCGCCGCGUCGCGCGGCCUGGGCACCUGAGGUGGUAGCGGAAGAGGCGCCCGUGUUGCGUCGCCGCCCGGAGGGGCCGCCGCGCGCCCGUUUCCUGUUCGGCUGGUUCCAGCCAGCGCGAGGACGAAACACGCGUGCGCGCGGCAGGCGAGCGCGCUCGCCUUCUCAGCCGCCAGCGCCGGGCGCAGUCCGCCUUUUUCCGGAGCAGUCCGGACACGGCGCUAGUCGAUAGGAGCAGCCGCCGCAGCAGCUCCGCACUGGGGAACCGAGGGCGCAAAAAGGCAGGUUGACGGCUCUUUGGUAGGAGUGGGCCGGACUGGACGCCAGAGACAAAGGCUCUCAAGGCAAGAAGGACUGUGGCCCCGCGACGGCGCUGCUCGGGAUUUCUGACCCCAGGACUUUUCGCCCCUUCAUUUUUCUCAUCUGAUUCUUCUCUUAUCCCAAGCCCGCGCCCCCUCCCGCGCGACCUCGCUCCUCACCGGGAGGGCCGCGAUGGAGGUCCCGCCCCGGCUUUCCCAUGUGCCGCCGCCAUUGUUCCCUUCCGCUCCCGCUACUUUAGCCUCCCGCAGCAUUUCCCAUUGGCGGCCGCGGGCGCCGCGGCAGCUCGCCCCGCUCCUCCCUUCGCUCGCUGCCGGCUCCGCCCGGCAGGGGGCGCGCCGGACCCAGCGCCACGUCACUGCCCAGCAGCCCUCCCGAUUGGCGGGCGGGGCGGCUAUAAAGGGAGGGCGCAGGCGGCGCCCGGAUCUCUUCCGCCGCCAUUUUAAAUCCAGCUCCAUACAACGCUCUGCCGCCGCUGCUGCCGCGACCAGGACUGCGCGCCAGCACCCCCCUGCCGACAGCUCCACCACCAUGGAGGACAUGAACGAGUACAGCAACAUAGAGGAAUUCGCAGAGGGAUCCAAGAUCAACGCGAGCAAGAAUCAGCAGGAUGACGGUAAAAUGUUUAUUGGAGGCUUGAGCUGGGAUACAAGCAAGAAAGAUCUGACUGAAUAUUUGUCUCGAUUUGGGGAAGUUGUAGACUGUACGAUUAAAACAGAUCCAGUCACUGGAAGAUCAAGAGGAUUUGGAUUUGUGCUUUUCAAAGAUGCUGCUAGUGUUGAUAAGGUUUUGGAACUGAAAGAACACAAACUGGAUGGCAAAUUGAUAGACCCUAAAAGGGCCAAAGCUUUAAAAGGGAAAGAACCCCCUAAAAAGGUUUUCGUGGGUGGAUUGAGCCCAGAUACUUCUGAAGAACAAAUUAAAGAAUAUUUUGGAGCCUUUGGAGAGAUUGAAAAUAUUGAACUUCCCAUGGAUACAAAAACAAAUGAAAGAAGAGGAUUUUGUUUUAUCACAUAUACAGAUGAAGAGCCAGUAAAGAAAUUGUUAGAAAGCAGAUAUCAUCAAAUUGGUUCUGGGAAGUGUGAAAUCAAAGUUGCACAACCCAAAGAGGUAUAUAGGCAGCAACAGCAACAACAAAAAGGAGGAAGAGGUGCUGCAGCUGGUGGACGAGGUGGUACUAGGGGUCGUGGCCGAGGUCAGGGCCAAAACUGGAACCAAGGAUUUAAUAACUAUUAUGAUCAAGGAUAUGGAAAUUACAAUAGUGCCUAUGGUGGUGAUCAGAACUAUAGUGGCUAUGGCGGAUAUGAUUAUACUGGGUAUAACUAUGGGAACUAUGGAUAUGGACAGGGAUAUGCAGACUACAGUGGUCAACAGAGCACUUAUGGCAAGGCAUCUCGAGGGGGUGGCAAUCACCAAAAUAAUUACCAGCCAUACUAAAGGAGGACAUUGGAGAAAACAGCGGGAACUUCAUUGCAGGCCGUGUGUCACCCUGACCACGUCUAUCUCUGGGGGUCGCACGUUGCGGGCAGAGCGCAAGGCAUACACCAGAAAACGCUGUCCUGUGGUAUGGUCUCUUCCAACUUCAUGUACCAGCGUAAAGAUUAAAGUGGAAAACUUCAGACUUUGGCUUCUUUUUUUUAAUCUUUUUGGAGAUUAAGUGUCUAAACUUAACUUAAAUGGUUUUUUACAGGAGUUAAAGUACAUAAAUGCCUUUUUACAGCUUAAUCAUUUUGGUCUUCUGUUUAGUGUUGUAUUUCAAUUGUGGAGCCUCAUUUUAAGUGUUCAUUCUUUAAGAUUUAAUGCUUGCUUUUUCUUUUUAUAGCUAAUAGUGAAAUCUACAAACCAAAACAAGAACUUUUAAAUCUGGGAUAUAAGUUAAAGAUCAUAUGCACAAAAGCAAUCUGUUUUCUUGUGAUAUAAUAAGCCUAUUGGAAAUUCACAUUUGUGGUAGCACUUCAUUUGGCUUACUAGAGAUGCUUCUAGUAGGCCUUAAUUUAAGUUCAAUCUUUGAAUAUGGGAAGAUUGUGUUCCCAGAUUCUUUUCUGAAUAGUUUUGGAUUUAAUAUCAUUUGGGAACUCCAGGGUGAGUUUAUAAAUUACUGAAGCUGCAUUUUGCCUAUAAAUAUGCAUGUGAUCUUUAAUUAUUUGAAGAAAAGAAUAAAGUGAGGACUUAAAACAAUUCAUGAAAGUGGACCUUUGAAAGCUUGCCACACUGGCACAAAUCUAACUGUUCUUUUGUUUUUGCUUUUAGGAGAUGCUAAAGAAACCCAUCUUGCAGGACGACAUUGAAGAUUGAUCUUCUGUUGAUCUAAGAUGAUUAUUUUGUAAAAGACUUUCUAGUGUACAAGACACAACUGUGUCCCAACUGUAUAUAGCCGCCAAUUAGUUUUCUUUGUUUUUACUUUGUCCUUUGCUAUCUGUGUUAUGACUCAAUGUGGAUUUGUGUUUAUACAAAUUUUAUUUGUAUGAUUUCAUGUUAAACCUCAAAUAAAUGCUUCCUUAUGUGAUUGUU